AUGGGUCCCGCGGUGUUCACCGAGCUCGCGCAGCCCGCGUACGCGCGCGACCCCGACGACGACGGCGCGCACCCGGUGUCCGCGCUGCCCCCGGCGGCGCAGCUGGCGCUGCCCGUGCUCGAGCUCGUGGCGGCGGACGAGGGCGCCCACCCCAACCCUUGGACCGAGCCGCUCGAGAUUAAUACCGUGGCGGAGCGGCGCGCGCGCAUGUGGCACCAGCUGCGCGUGGCGUGCGAGAAGGCGCAAGAGGUGGAGCGGCGAGCAGAGGCGGACGCACAAGCGAGUGCUGGCGGGGCAGCAGCAGUCGCGGGAGCAGCACACGGGGCCAGCAGCGCCGUGCCUCCGUCCCCUCACUCCCCCGACCCCGCUACUAGCGCCGUUGCGGGCGGCGCGGCUGCGCCAUUCACAGCAGCAGGCGCGCGUGGCGUGCCGCCCGGGCUGCUGCAGUUCGCGCGCACCGUCGCGCGCCUCGUGGGGUUGGGGGGAGGCGCGCGCGUGGCGCCGGAGUGGAUGGCGGAGGACGGGGGGAGGGCGGAGGCGGAGAAGACAGACGAGGGCCGGGGCGAGGGGCAAGAGGGAGUGGACGGGGCACCUGAACUCACGCCCUCUGCUGCUGCUGCUGGCGCUGCUGGUGGCAGUGCUGUUGAAGGGCUUUCAGCGCACAAUAAUGAGGAUGCUCCUAGCGGGGUGGAGGAAGGGCAGGCAGCAGCGAGGGGCGGAAGGCCGACGUUUCAGCAGUGGCAGCAGGGGGGCGCGCAGGGGGGUGUGCAAGGCGGAGGGGGGGGCGGGGAGGGGCAUGAGGGUGGCGGUGGGCAUGCAGCGGUGGGGGCGGAUGGGCCGGCAGGGCUGGGCAGCCCGGGGGGCGGCGAUGAGGGCGCGCGCAGCAGGGGCGUGGGGGGGCUGGCGGACGUGGCGGAGGAUGUGAGUGUAUCGAGGGGCGGGGGCAGAGAGGGGGAGGGGGCGGGGUCGUGGGGCGUGCUGCUGGGGGGCGUGGGGCUGGUGCAGCAGCGCGAGGCACGGGAGCGCGAGUGGGCGCGCGAGGCAGCAGCAGCGGAGGCGCAGGCAGCAGCACUGGCAGCAGCAGCGGCGGCGCAGAGAGCGGCGGUGGCGCGGAGGAAAGCCGGGCUGGAUGGGCUUGAGGUGGCCGUGGGGGCGGGCGAGGGCGCUGCCGGGUCAGGGGCCGCGGGUGCGGUGGGGGCAGAGGGUGGGUGGGGCGUGGUGGGGUUCAUUCAGGUUGGGGGGGAGGGCGGUGGGGAGGAGCAGGAGCGGCGGCUGGAGGUGGCGUGUGCCAUCCGCGUGCGCGACACGGCCUCGGGCCAGGAAUACCUCGUGGAGCACCCAGCGCUGCUGCUCUGGGGGGGGGAGGAAGGCGCUGGUGGGGCAAUGGGCACGGAGGGCGUGCGGUGGGGCUUUGGGGGGAAGGCAAUGAGGGGGCGAGGGCAGGCGGGGGCGUCCACCGGUGGGGGGAGUGUGGGCGGUGCGGGGGUUGAGGGCGUGGCGGAUGGGGAGAAUGUGGCAGCGCUGCUGGCUCUGAGGGCCGUGCGGCAGGCGGUGCGCGAGGAGAGGGUGGUGGAGCGGCGGCGCAAGAAGAAGACCUCCCUGGCGCCCACAGCCGCUGCAGCUGGUGGCAUGGUGGGUGCAGGCGAGGGCGAGGAGAGGCCAGCAGAGGGCGCAGUGGAAGGGAAAGGGAGUGCUGCAGCAAGUAGCAGUGCACGGGACAGAGGCACCGUGGGGAGUGAUAGGGAGGGCGGUGAGAGGGAAGGGAAGGCGGAGAAGGAGGGGAGGGAUGGCGGAGAGGUGGGUGCGGUUGAGAGUGGUGAGGAGGGGUCGGACGCGGAGUACCGUGAAGGGGUGCGGUUUGUGAGUGCUCGGCGGGACACCCUGGGGCUGACAGAUGAUGAUGAUGAGGGCGAUGUGGCGCGCAGCGAGGUGUUCGCUGAUAUCGAGGAGGCGGGAGAGGAGGAGGAGGGGGAUGAGGAAGAGGAGGAGGAGGAGGACGAGGAGGAAGAGGAAGGAGACGAAGAGAGGGAGGGGGUUUCGUGGGGGAAGAGAGAAGCGGAAGUGGGGGGGAAAGGGGACGGGGAGGGGGAGCGGGAGGGGCAGCGUGGCGACAAGAGUGGGUCACCGGAGGAGAGUGGGAAGAAGUCCAGGUGGGGGCGCAGGGUGGGUAAGAGCAAGGCCAGUGCAGGGGUGGGGGGAAGCGAGGAGGGGAUGGACGGGGAGGAGGGUGGAGAGGGCAGCAAGGAGGAGCGGGGCGGCGUGGAGGAUGGGGGGGAGGGCGGCGGGCAGGGCCGGCCCAAGUCGAGCCGUGGGCGCGGGUGGCUCAAGGCCAUCCGCCGUGCUGCUGGGUAUGGCAGUGGUAGUGGCAGUGGCAGCGGGAAGGGCAAGGAUGGCGGCAAGAGUAAGGGGGGGCAGGGUGAGGACAAAGAGGGCGGUGUGGGGGUUGGAGGGGGAGCGGUGGGGGGGGAGGGCAACGGGGAUGGGGGCGGAUGGUCGGGGGAGGGAGAGAGGCCGGGGGAGCCAUCAGUGCAGGCAGGGGAGCGCUCAGACCAGCCACCUGCCGGACCUCUGGGAGGCUCGGGCCUAACCUCAUCCGGACUAGCAGGCUCGGGGCCAGGCAUGGCGAAGACAGCAGCAGCAGGGGCAGCAGCAGGCGGGGGGGGUGGGGCGUUGGGCGCUCCUGCGGUGGGGCCGGUGAGGGUGAAGGUGUCGGCUGUGAGGAAGCCCGCCCGCCAGCUGUCCGACCUGUGGCUGCGCCAGGAGGUGCGCGGCGCGCACGACGGCGCUGUGUGGGUGGCGCGCUUCAGCUGCUGCGGGCGCUACCUCGCCACGGGCGGGCAGGACGGCGCCGUGCGCGUGUGGCGGGUGGAGGGGGCGCCAGGGGGGGUGGGCGAGGGGAGUGGCGCCGCGGACGAGGUGGUGGUGGGCACGUGGGAGCGGCGUGGGGGGCGGCUGGGUGGGGGAGGGGGCAGUGGAGGGGUGGAGGUUGGGGGGGGGAGCACAGGAGGUGCGACGGUGAAGGGGUGGGAGGAAACGCAGGUGCGGGUGAGAGGGUACCCACGGGAGCGGUCCGAUGGCACGCCGGCAUUCGCAUCGGAGGAGAUGGCCCCGCCUGCCCUCCCCCACGCGGCGUCGCUGUCGUCUGGCUUCCGCUCCGUGCCCUCCUCCCCCAUGCACCCCCUGCUGCGCCCCUCCUCUGCCGCCUCCCACGCACCUCCAGAGGCAGCGCCACGCGGCCGCGCGGGUGGCAGUGGCAGCGGAGGCGGGGGUGGCGGGGCGAGCAUGGGGCGGGCGGUGGCGCUGUUCCGGCUGCAGGAGGCGGCGCUGUGCUGCUUCACGGGCCACUCUGCUGACGUGCUCGACCUCGCCUGGGCGCCCAACGGGGUGCGCCCCUCCCCACGCCUCUCAUGCCGCCCCUCAUGCCGCCCCUCCCCACGCCCCUCCCCACGCCCCUCCUCCACGCCCUUUCCCAUGCUCCUCCCCAUGCCCCUCCUCAACACCUGCCCACGCCCGCUGCUGGUGUCGGCAUCAGCGGACAGGACGGUGCGCUUGUGGCAUGUCGGCUCCUCGCACUGCCUGCGCGUCUUCCCCCACCCCGACAUAGGCAAGUGCACUGCGAAUGUGUUUCUGACGGGGGCGCUGGAUGAGAGGGUGCGCGUGUGGGCGGCAGCGCAGGGCGGCGUGCUGGACUGGGUGGACGUGGGCGAGAUGGUCACUGCCGCCGCCUUCAUGCCUGAUGGCCAGGUGCGUGCCUUCACCCCUGACGCCCAGGUGCGUGCCUUCACCCCUGACGCCCAGGUGGGUGCCUUCACCCCUGACGCCCAGGUGCGUGCCUUCACCCCUGACGCCCAGGUGCGUGCCUUCACCCCUGACGCCCAAGUGCGUGCCUUCACCCCUGACGCCCAGGUGUGUGCCUUCACCCCUGACGCCCAGGUGCGUGCCUUCACCCCUGACGCCCAGGUGCGUGCCUUCACCCCUGACGCCCAGGUGCGUGCCUUCACCCCUGACGCCCAGGUGCGUGCCUUCACCCCUGACGCCCAGGUGCGUGCCUUCACCCCUGACGCCCAGGUGCGUGCCUUCACCCCUGACGCCCAGGUGCGUGCCUUCACCCCUGACGCCCAGGUGCGUGCCUUCACCCCUGACGCCCAGGUGCGUGCCUUCACCCUUGACGCCCAGGUGCGUGCCUUCACCCCUGACGCCCAGGUGCGUGCCUUCACCCCUGACGCCCAGGUGCGUGCCUUCACCCCUGACGCCCAGGUGCGUGCCUUCACCCCUGAUGCCCAGGUGCGUGCCUUCACCCCUGACGCCCAAGUGCGUGCCUUCACCCCUGACGCCCAGGUGCGUGCCUUCACCCCUGACGCCCAGGUGCGUGCCUUCACCCCUGACGCCCAGGUGCGUGCCUUCACCCCUGACGCCCAGGUGCGUGCCUUCACCCCUGACGCCCAGUUUGAGGGCGGAACCACUCGCUGCGCAGUUCACCUCGCCAAAUGGAAAGGGCAAGAUGAACGCCCUGUCAGGCUUUGCAAGGACGUGUCCCUGAAAGUCCGUGAAGAAGUGCGUGCCAUGUACGAAAACAAGGAGGAAAACAAGAGCAUGAAACGAGGGGCGGCUGCUGCAGCACUCGACUCCGUGCUGGGCGCGGUCACUGCUUGUGCGAAGAAGAAGGGGAAGAUAACAAAAUUCUUCGGCGACGAGGCAACGUGCGCCAAGGAGGAUGCGGAUAACGCGCUUUGCCUAAUGUUCUCGGCGCUGAAGCUUCCAGAGCGCAUCGUGGAUGAUCCGGUCUUCCGCUACGCGGUCCAAUGCUUUGCGCGCGCGGGACCGGGGUAUGUUCCCCCCAAGAGGGGCUACGUUGGAGGGGCGGGCUUGAAGAAAGUGCGGCAGAAAAUGGAGGCAGCGCUCGCCCCCGCUGCCGCGAGCUGGAAGCGGGACGGUGUCACCGUGUCGUUGGACAUGAUGACCGACCGUUGUGGCCGCCCGCAGGCCAACAUACUCCUUGUCAACGACUCCGGCGCAGUUUUCGAGCAGGCCGUGGACUGCAACAUGGAGUCGAAGACGGGGGGGUACAUCGCCAGCCUUCUCCGCCCCGUCAUUGAUAAGGUGGGGCUGGAGAAUGUGGUGGCGGUCUGCACCGAUGGCGGCAGCAACUAUGCAUCGGCAGCGCGGAAGAUUGCGGGCACAUGGCCGGACAUUGAGCAUGUGCCAUGUGCCACGCAUGUCCUGGACCUGUUAAUGGAAGAUGUGGGCAAAAUGGGAUGGGCGAAGGGGCUUGUGGAGAAAGGAGGGGAGAUGAUUACCUUCGUGCGCAACCACCACUUCACCCGUGCCUAUAUGAAGAAAGUGGGGGGGAAGCAGGUGCUCAAGCCUGCGGGAACCAGGUUCGGGACACAAUACAUAGCCAUGGCCCGGCUAUGUGAGGUGAGUAGUGGGCUGGCGGCGGCGAUGGUGCUCAGCGACGAGUGGAAGGUGUGGGCAGCGGGGGACAAGGAUAGGAAGACUGCAGCCGAGAAAUUCAGGGCUGCUGUGAUAGAUGAGGAGUGGUGGGGGAUGGCGGAGUUCUUUUCAUCUCUCAUGGCGGUGCCAUUCAAGGCCAUGCGGGCCACGGACUCUUCCGCGAAAGGCAUGAUGGGUAAGCUGUAUGACAUUAUGCUACAGCUUACCGAGGACAUCAAUGACAAGCUCGACGCUUCAGGCGACUUCUUGACUCGGACAGAGAGGGCAGACAUCACCAAGAUUGUGAAGGACAGGUGGGACAACUCCCUUGCCUGCCCCAUGCAUGUGGUUGGCCGGAUCCUGAAUCCGGCCAACCAGGAGGAGGGAAUUUUCUGGAACGAUGUGGAGUGCACGAGGGUGUUGAAGGACUACAUCGAGCGCCACUAUGACCACGUCACCUUCAGGCUCGGCAAGGAUGGUGCCCCUCGCCGCGCCUCCCUUGUGCUGCAGGAGGCAUUGCUGGCCUACAUCAAUUUGGAGGGCAGUUUUGGCAAGCUGAGCGCCAUAGCUGCAAGGGAGGCAGUGAAGAAAGGGGAGAUGAGCAUGGUGCAGUGGUGGUCGUGGCACAGCACCGAGUACCCUGAGCUUGCCACCCUCGCAUGCCGGAUUCUCGCUCAGCCCAUCUCGGCUUCUUCAUGCGAACGUGGCUGGGCGCAGUGGGAAGGCGUCCACACCGCCCGCCGCAACCGCCUCGGGUCCACCAAGUGUGCGGACCUGGUUUACAUUGCGCACAACUGGAACGUUGUGCGCAAUUGGUACAACAAGGAUGGGGCCAGCACGGUUGUGCCCGGGAACAUCCCGGAUGCCCCUAUCCCCCGCGGCUACAACAUGGACGAGGAGGAGGAGGAUGACCUGCUGGGGGGGGAAGGAGAUGAUCCAGUGCUGGCGGAUGAGUAUGGGGAAGGGGUGGUGGUGGAAAAGCCCCGCAAGGAAAUAGGCUCCUUCACCCCUGACGCCCAGGUGCGUGCCUUCACCCCUGACGCCCAGGUGCGUGCCUUCACCCCUGACGCCCAGGUGCGUGCCUUCACCCCUGACGCCCAGGUGCGUGCCUUCACCCCUGACGCCCAGGUGCGCCCGCCCGUGCUGCCACAGCCUUGUGUGCUCAGAGAGGAGCGUGCUGUGAAGGCUUUGUGUGCUCAGAGAGGAGCGUGCUGUGAAGGCUUUGGCAUAGCAGUGGGGACAGCCAUCGGCAAUUGCCGCUUCUACUCCAUCUCUGGUAACCACAUCAUGCUGCACACAAGAGAACACAUGAGACCACGGCGUUCAUGCAAACUGUCCAUCCUCAUUGCCAGAAUUUUGCGUUUCCGUAACCCCUCUCACCCCUCUCACUGCAUGCACUCGUUCAACUCCUUGACCCGUUUCUCCCCAUACAUGCUCUGCCCGGCAGCUGACGGCGAGCUGAGUCUGGACGAGUCAGUGGAUCUGCGCGGCGCAAAGGCCAAGAAGCUUCCUCCGAAGAAGAUCACGGGCAUCCAGGCGGUGCCGGGGUCGUCCGCCCACGUGCUGGUGUCGGCGGCGGACUCGCGCCUGCAGCUGUACCAGGGCGCGCAGCUCAAGUGCAAGCUGCAGGGCCACAAGAACACCGCCUCGCACCUGGCGGCGGCUGUCAGUGUGGGCGGUGACUUCAUCGUGACGCCCAGUGAGGACGGCACCAUCUUCCUCUUCAACCCGCCUGGGCUCCUUGCCAAAACCGGACAGCCGAAUGACCGGCAGAAGGCAUACGAGUAUUUUGCGUGCCCGAGCGUGAGCAGUGCAGUGGCAGUGUGGCCGCUGGGGGUGGAGAGGCGGCGAGUGGGCCAGUCGUCGCUGACCUCAGGUGGUGCUGCCAGCGCCUCUCUGCCCGGCCUGUUGCCUGACCAGCCACGUCUCAUCCCCCGGGGGACCAGCUCCGCCUCUCCUGCUGCCACCCUCACGACACGCCCAGGUGCUGCUCCUUCCCCUGCCACUGCUGCAGCACCUGCCGCUGCCAGCAGCAGUGGCGGCAGCACAGUGGGGCUGUUCUACGGGGGUGCGGCUGCCCUCACAGCAGCAGCAGUGGCGCCUUCUCCCUCACCAACAUUGGCGGGCGCGGACUGGGAGCAGAGCAGCCGGGGCAGCCAUGGGGACAGUAAUCCCAGCCGCCCCACCACGAGUGCCAGCGUGGGCGGCAGUGCAGGGCAGCACAGCACGUCCACGGACCUGGGGGGGUCGGGCGAGGCGGACAAGGCGUUGAGGGAGCGAUUUGAAGCUGCUGUGGCCGCCAUCGCUGAUGGCGGGGCAGGCGCUGCGCCUGGCAAUGGUUUGGGACAGGCAGUGCAGGACGGAGGUUGGAGUGUGGCAGCAGCAGAUGGGGGCGCAGCAGCAGCAGCAGGCGCUAGCAAGCCCCCGCUGCACUCUGCUGCCCCAGGGGCAUCACGAAGCCCUCUUCGUCUUUUCUCCCCCUCCUGGGCGGCAAGUGAUGAGCUGGGGGGCGGCGGCAGCAGUGCAGCCGACGGGCUGGAAGCGGCGGCAGCAGCAGUGGCAGGCACAGAGGGGCCAACGCAGACUGUACCAGGUGCUGCAGCACAGGCAGCAGCACAGGCAGCGGGUGAAGCGGCAGCAGCAGCAUCGAGACGGAAAGAGCAGAUGGCAGCCGCCGCAGCAGCUGCCGCACCCACACCACCCAAGGGCAGAGCCGCAGCCACAGGGGGAGGGGCAGGAGGAGGGGCAGGGGGAGGAGGGGGCGAGGGAGGGGGGUGGCAGUGGGGUGAGGGCACGGCAGAGAGGGCGUCGGCACUGGGGCUGGUAAUCGUGGCGGGCAGCUUCACGGGCGAGCUGAGGGUGUACCAGAACAUGGCCGCCCCCUCCAAGGGGUAG
Molecule: messenger RNA, 8328 nt
Organism: Closterium sp. NIES-65
Lineage: Eukaryota; Viridiplantae; Streptophyta; Zygnematophyceae; Desmidiales; Closteriaceae
Source: the annotation of a GenBank genome assembly